This is a messenger RNA of Esox lucius (northern pike), 2625 nucleotides long. RefSeq names its product GATA binding protein 2a (gene gata2a). The record is from RefSeq and is a predicted model, not a curated record. Gene Ontology annotation, cellular component: nucleus. The coding region runs from base 568 to 1950 and encodes 460 amino acids. Lineage: Eukaryota; Metazoa; Chordata; Actinopteri; Esociformes; Esocidae. Gene Ontology annotation, molecular function: DNA-binding transcription factor activity, RNA polymerase II-specific; RNA polymerase II cis-regulatory region sequence-specific DNA binding; zinc ion binding. Gene Ontology annotation, biological process: negative regulation of transcription by RNA polymerase II; cell fate commitment; positive regulation of miRNA transcription. The transcript has 6 exons.
UCCAAAGGGGGAGGGAGAGGUUGCUUGCCUGCAGACCAAACUAUUAUGGGACGGAGCGAUGUGGCUCAAGAGCAGCGCAGCAUCACCAACAAACGCGGAUUUAGUUUAAGGCAGUACAACUAUUUUCAUGACUAGUCUGUGAAAGAGCGCUUAACCGGAAAACGUGCGAGAUAACUACACAGCCAGGCAGGUAAAACCGAGACCUGGCUAUACCGCGGGUCUGAAUAUAUAUUCCUCUCCCAAACAGUGCAGGAGCAAGACUGCGUAGGUGUCCAUCCAGCAUACUGCUCGAAGAACAAGGAUCAACUACAACAUAGGCCUAUAGGCUACGUGGAACCAUCAAGUGAUGUCAGUAAGAGCAAAGACGGAUCAAGGAUUCCAAUAAACUUUAAGAAGAAAGCUCAGAUAACCCAUCUGCAUUACAACGUCAGUUCUUUCAUCCAUCCGUUGGGACUGGGAAAGUGCUUGAAGGAGAAGGACCACAGAAAAAGAACGCAGACAUUAUUUUGAGAAAUAUAUAUUGCUUUUUGGUUACAUCUUGGAUAAAGAAAUCGACUUCUUAUAGUUAUGGAAGUCGCUGCGGAUCAGUCUCGGUGGAUGGCGCAUCACCAUGCCGUGCUAAAUGGUCAGCACCCGGACUCGCAUCACCACAGCCUGACCCACAACUACAUGGAGCCUAUGGCGCCGCUUUUGCCACCCGACGAAGUGGACGUGUUUUUGAACCAUUUGGACUCUCAGGGGAACCCCUACUAUGCUAACUCCCGGGCCAGGGUUACAUACAGCCAGGCACAUGCUCGACUUGGGAGUCAGGUUUGCCGGCCACACCUCAUACACAGCCCCGGCAUUCCGUGGCUUGACAGCGGGAAGGCGGCCCUCUCUGCAGCUCACCACCAUAACGCAUGGGCGGUCAGCCACUUCAGCAAGCCCGGGCUGCAUCCUGCUGGCUCCGGCUACCCCUGCAGUAGUAGCUCCAGCACUGCUCCGGUGUCUUCCCUCACCCCCGCGUCUCAUUCCAGCCCACACCAUCUCUACAGUUUCCCUCCUACGCCUCCCAAAGACGUAUCGCCGGACCCCGGCCCUACUUCUCCAACAUCCACUUCUACGAGAAUGGAAGAAAAGGAGUCCCUCAAGUACCAAGUGUCACUGGCAGACGGAAUGAAAAUGGAGGGUUGCAGUCCUCUCCGCAACAGCCUGGCUUCGAUGAGUGCCCAGACUCCAGCAACACAUCACCCCAUCCCGACAUACCCAUAUUCUCUCCCAACACCACACGAAUACAGCGGCAGCCUCUUCCAUCCGGGUAGCCUGCUGGGUGGUUCUUCAUCCAGCUUUACACCGAAGUGUAAAAGCAAAGCCCGGUCGUGCUCAGAAUUCUGCUCAGAGGGGCGUGAAUGUGUCAACUGCGGAGCCACCUCCACCCCCCUGUGGCGGCGGGACGGGACGGGCCACUACCUGUGCAACGCCUGCGGGCUUUACCACAAGAUGAACGGCCAGAACCGACCCCUCAUCAAGCCCAAACGCAGACUGUCCGCUGCGAGACGAGCUGGCACCUGCUGCGCUAACUGUCAGACCACCACCACCACCCUUUGGAGACGUAACGGCAAUGGCGACCCGGUGUGCAACGCCUGCGGGCUCUACUACAAACUACACAACGUCAACAGGCCAAUGACCAUGAAGAAGGAGGGCAUACAGACACGCAACCGCAAAAUGUCCAGCAAGUCCAAGAGGGGCAAGCGCUCCGGUGACGGCUACGACGAGCUGUCCAAAUGCAUGCACGACAAGUCCUCUCCCUUCGGCGGCGGGCCCGGGCUGGCUGGACACAUGGCCCACAUGGGUCACCUCCCACCCUUCAGCCACUCCGGACACAUGCUGCCCACCCCCACGCCCAUCCACCCCUCCUUCGGCCACCCCCACCACCACUCCGGACGGUCCCCGGCCUGGGCGGAGCACUGAAGCCCUUCCGGGCACACCGUGGCCCCACCCCGCUCCACGUCAUCCCCCAUCGCCGUGGGACCCCCUCGUGGGGAGGACUCUAACAGGGGCAAUGGCUCACUGUCACCUGGACAUGGUUUCACCUCAUCGAGAGAAUGGUGGAGAGGAGACGCGUCGAAGGGGAACGUGGUUGUGUCGAGUCGCUCCCUUGAAGAGUGUGGAACAUCGUGGGUGCAAAUAGGGACAUUCAUGGUCCUUUUGCCUUUUUUACUGAGUCACUUUGGUACCCCCCUCCGCCACCGUAUUUCAUUAUAACCUCCCAUGCUUUCGACAGACUGCUGACACCGUGGGUAUGAGAGACUUUCUGAACCAGCCUCCCCCACACACACACACACACACACACACACCCACACACACACACACACACACACUUGCUGGAACACACCAUGCAUCCAUCUGGUCCCCUGUUUCUUAAAGACUUUUUGGAAAACAGAAGCAAGCAAGCAGAAAGUUUAAUUUACCUGUUAUUAUUGUCGUUAUAAUUGAUGUUAUAAUUAUUAUGAUAAUUUAUUUUCACUUUUCCUUGCUUUCUUCAGAACACACGGAUAUUGUUAUUAUUAUAAUUUCAUUGUUAUUAUGUAAAGAAAAAAACACUGACUUAUCUUAAACCAGACAUUGUUCCUGAGCUGUAUGUUU